Messenger RNA from Malania oleifera, 1485 nucleotides. RefSeq names its product vacuolar protein sorting-associated protein 26A-like. Gene Ontology annotation, biological process: retrograde transport, endosome to Golgi; intracellular protein transport. Gene Ontology annotation, cellular component: retromer complex; endosome. NCBI's taxonomy places the organism in Eukaryota, Viridiplantae, Streptophyta, Magnoliopsida, Santalales, Ximeniaceae. The record is from RefSeq and is a predicted model, not a curated record. Bases 253 to 1158 code for a protein of 301 amino acids. The transcript has 12 exons.
GGAAAAAUCGCCACUUCUCUCCGUGAAGCGUUGACUGUAAAGUGUUUUCCUGUUUCACGGAAGACACUUACGAUCCGAUCUGGGGGCUUUGGCAGCUACCCGUCGCCACCCGUCAGUGCUCAUUGUUCUACACUCCUCUUCCAUUUCUCUGCAAACCCUAAUUUAAAUUUCUGCUAUCUGCUUCCUCAUCUUCCAGCCCCGCCAGGGGCUUCAUGAUUGACAAAGUGCCAUACUGAAUUUCACCUGAAAAUUAUGAAUUACCUAAUUGGAGCUUUCAAGCCACCGUGUAACAUUUCUAUCACAUUUGUUGAUGGGAGAACUCACAAGCAGGUUCCAAUAAAGAGAGAAAAUGGUCAAACAGUUAUGGUCCCUCUCUUCCAAAGUCAAGAAAACAUUGUUGGGGAGGUUCAGAUAGAACCAACACUAGGGAAGAAAGUUGAACAUAAUGGCGUGAAGAUUGAGCUACUUGGUCAGAUAGAGUUGUACUUUGAUAGAGGCAAUUUUUAUGAUUUUACAUCACUUGUACGUGAACUUGACGUUCCAGGUGAAUUAUAUGAAAGAAAAACAUAUCCCUUUGAAUUUUCCACCGUUGAGAUGCCAUAUGAGUCAUACGAUGGAGUCAAUGUAAGGCUUAGAUAUAUUUUGAAAGUGACAAUCAGUCGUAACUUUGUGAGCAACAUUGUGGAGCACCAAGAUUUUGUGGUUUGUAAUUACACGCCAAUGCCAUCAAUCAAUAAUAGCAUUAAGAUGGAAGUUGGAAUUGAGGAUUGUCUACACAUUGAGUUUGAAUAUAGCAAAAGCAAGUAUCAUCUGAAAGAUGUUAUCAUUGGUAAAAUAUAUUUUCUUCUUGUGAGAAUAAAGAUUAAAAAUAUGGAACUUGAGAUUAGGCGACGGGAGUCCACAGGAUCAGGGCCUAAUACUUAUGUUGAGACGGAAACCCUGGCAAAAUUCGAGUUGAUGGAUGGUGCUCCUGUCAGAGGUGAAUCAAUUCCAAUCAGACUGUUCCUGAGUCCAUAUGAACUGACACCAACCUAUCGCAACGUCAAUAACAAAUUCAGUGUCAAGUAUUUUUUGAAUCUUGUGCUGGUGGAUGAAGAGGAUCGACGAUAUUUCAAGCAGCAAGAAAUCACAGUGUACCGCCUUCUUGAAACUCUAUGAUUGUUCAUUAAAUUUGAGUUGCCAGACAUUACACCAUGAGAAAGAGAGCUGAAUGCAUGCCAUCUAGUUGAACACUGGGAGAUGACUGGCAAGAUCGUUAUAUGGUUAUCAUAUUUUUGUUGUUGGGAGCCAAUGGGAUCUACUGUUGUUUAAAUAUUAAUAUUUGCUGGGUUUCAGCAUUGGUGCCUUGUUAUUUGACAUCCAAAUUGUAUUUGUUGUGCUAUCUGUUGUGAUUUUAAAAGUGUAAUAUCCAGCCAUUAAGACCUGUACUCUUGUUUGUUAUAUCAAAAUUUGAGUUAAAAUUGAGGGAUUUUCUAAGCUGAUAAA